CGCUCUGCACCCCAUGCGCCCCGCAUCCCCGCGUUCCCCGAGGCUCAGGUCCGGGCACACUCACCCGUAUCCCUGCCGCCCACGCCGCGGGCGGUCACUGUACGCAAAACCGGAGCCCGCCGCGCGUCUCCUCCUCCUCCUCUGGCUGGCCUCAAGGGCCAGGUGUGGCGCACCUGAGGUGUGCGGGCGUCCGCGAGACAGGUGACAGUGGCCUCUCACAUUCAUGGGAUCACAGACAAAGAGAGUCCUGCUCACUCCCCUCAUGCAUUCAGCUCGCCCCUUCCGAGUCUCCAACCAUGACAGAAGCAGCCGGCGGGGAGUGAUGGCCAGCAGUCUGAAGGAGCUCCUGAGCAAGACUCUGGAUGCCCUACUUAUCACCAGCGGGUUGGUCACUUUGGUGCUGGAGGAAGAUGGCACCAUGGUAGACACAGAAGAGUUCUUUCAGACCUUGGGAGAUAACACACAUUUCAUGAUCUUGGAAAAAGGACAGAAGUGGACACCGAGUAGUACCUACGUCCCCACUCGCCAGCAGCCAAAGAAAUCAGGAAUAGCAAGAGUCACCUUUGACUUGUACAAGCUGAGUCCCAAAGAUGUCAUCGGCUGCCUCAAUGUGAAGGCCACCAUGUAUGAGAUGUAUUCGGUGUCCUAUGACUUCCGGUGUACGGGGCUCAAGGCCCUGCUAAGGAGCCUGCUGCGAUUCCUGUCCCAUGCAGCCCAGGUGACCGGACAUUUUCUUAUCUACACGGGCAAGCACAUGCUCCGAGUGCUGGGUGACACGGAAGAGCAGACUUCUCCCAGGCUACACUCCAGGCAGAAAUUCAGGGUUGCAUAGGGGCUCAUCUGGCCUUGACCCAUACAUUCCCUUUCAAAUGACAAAUUUUGAAGAUGCUCAUGUUCACUGAUAUACCAUAUACAUGUGCACUUGUAGGCUGUCUGUCACUUCUGCUGUGGUACCCAGGUGAAAGAAAAGAGGCUUGAUGGCACAUGAUAUAGGAUGCCCUGAAGGGGAGGAGACGUGUCAGGGCCCAUCUGGGGAGGAAGGGACACAACAGCAGGAAUGUCUUGGAUGGCUAAGGAGCAACAUGCACAUGCAUUAGGCCCUUUUGUCUCCUCAUCUCCUGCAAUAAACCAAUCACAAGAAUUA
Messenger RNA from Rhinolophus ferrumequinum (greater horseshoe bat), 1144 nucleotides. RefSeq names its product cell death inducing DFFA like effector a (gene CIDEA). The transcript has 5 exons. Lineage: Eukaryota; Metazoa; Chordata; Mammalia; Chiroptera; Rhinolophidae. The coding region runs from base 224 to 832 and encodes 202 amino acids. Gene Ontology annotation, biological process: regulation of apoptotic process; lipid storage; apoptotic process. The record is from RefSeq and is a predicted model, not a curated record. Gene Ontology annotation, cellular component: lipid droplet.